AGUUACUCGCUGUGGCACAAAUGCACAACUCCGUGGAAAGCGUCUGCCUAAAAAAUAAUAGCAGUGGGUCAAAAAUAACAACUUGCACUUUAAUCCAAUUCAAAUAAUCACUUCCACCCAUAAAUGCAGUGUUAGUAACCACAAAUAAGCAACUGCCUUAAACACACCCACAUUAGCCAAGAUCCCCCAAACCAUAUCUUUCGAAACACUCUGCCUCGAUAUGAUAAUGGUGAGUGGCGCUAGGUCCUGCUCCUGAAGAGUACUGCAGCUGAUUGCUUUCCGAGCGCCGGUGUGGAGUUUUCUAAACACUAGCGGACAAACGAAGCACAGGUUUCUACGUGGACGAAAAGCAAAAAAAAAAAAAAAAAAAAAAAAAGGAUCUGAAAUUGGAAAUCGAGAACUUAACUGGUCAAGAGUCGUUCCAGCAAACAAAAACCGUGGAUCAGCAUGACAUUGCCAAAAUCGACCUAAACAGUCUCUCAAAGUAAAGCAGUUCUUUUUUUUUUAAAAAUAAGCGUGGUGCCAUCGCUUACAGUUGUUUUAACGUUAUAACUCUGUUCGCCUAGUCCUUCAUCAUGACGACAAAGUCCCGUGUCAUAUACUCUACCGGGAUUAUCAUUGCCAAUUUACUGAUAAUUACUGGAAUCGCCUUGGUUGUGACUCAAGUCUUCCAAACUGUUCUCCAUAACCUCGUCAAAAAGCAAAUAGUUUUGAAGGAAGGCGCAGAUGUUUUUAAAUCCUGGCAGAACCCUGCUCCCCCAGUGUACAUGCAGUACUAUUUCUUUAACGUGACAAACGCACAAGCUGUGAUGCUAGGGGGGAAGCCUGCUGUUGAAGAGAUAGGACCGUACACCUACAGAGAGUACAGGCCUAGAGAAAAUGUGACCUUCCUUGAAAAUGGAACUAAGGUAUCAGCUUUAUCUCCCAAGACUUUUGUGUUUCUUCGAGAUAUGUCGUCAGGGGACCCAGAGGUCGACCUGAUAACAACCGUCAACAUCCCAGCUGUGGCUGUAAUGGAGCAAGUCAAAGGUUCCAUAAUCUUAAGUUCUAUUAUCUCAUUCGGGAUGCAGACCAUUGGUGUCGAAAUGUUCAUGACACGUACCGUUAAUGAGCUUUUGUGGGGCUUCAAAGAUCCUCUUCUGACCCGACUUCGUGCGUUCAAACCAGAGGUCGAGGAAUACUUUGGGCUCAUGUAUAAGAAAAAUGGUACCAGUGAUGAUGAGUUUGUGUUCCACACAGGAAUGCAGGACUACAAAGACUUUGGUAAAAUUGUCUCCUGGAACGGUGAAAGCAAAAUGAAGUGGUGGUCCUCCAAUGAAAGCAACAUGAUCAAUGGCAGUGAUGGAAGCUCCUUUCACCCACUGAUAGGAAAGAAUGAAUCACUAUACAUCUUUUCACCUGAUCUAUGCAGGUCUAUAUAUUUAACCUUUGAAAAGGAUGUGGGAAUAAAAGGUAUACCUGCCUACCGGUUUUCCCCCCCUCCUGAAGUUCUUGCCAGUCCUGAAAUUAACCCUGCCAAUACUGGGUUCUGUGUACCAGCAGGAACAUGCAUGGGAACCGGAGUGUUAAAAGUUAGCGUCUGCAGAAAAGGAGCACCUGUCGUAGUCUCAUUCCCACAUUUUUACCAAGCGGAUCAGAAAUAUGUAGAUGCAAUUGAGGGACUGUCCCCAAACAAAGAUGAUCAUGAAACCUACCUAGAUAUUAACCCACUUACUGGGUUCCCUAUGAGAGCGUGCAAGAGAGCCCAGAUUAACAUUUUAGUGGAUCGCAUUGUUGGUUUCCCAAUAACCAAAUAUCUAAACCAGACUGUAUUCCCUGUUAUGUUUAUAAAUGAGAGCUUUGUGAUUGAUGAUACAUCUGCCAAAAGAGUGAGGACAUUGUUGCUGAUUUCAACCAUUGUAACCAACUUCCCCUUAAUCAUUGUUGGGUUGGGAGCGCUCCUGCUGGGUGUCCUAAUAAUCCUACUAUGUAGAUCACGAAUGCAGAAGAAACCCACGGCAAAAGAAGAUACUGCCUACACUCAAGUCAGUGAUAAGCCAGAGGAAAGCUGUGAAAACAACUCAAAUAUUCAGUUAAAGACGUACACAAGCACUUAAAGGGUCAUACAUAAGGACGCCCCAGAGCGAACAUUGAAGGAAUUGGGGCAAAACGGGGUUGGGUUGGGGAGGGAAGGGAAGGGUACAUUGGUUUGGUGGUGGGACAUCGCCAUAAUAAUUCUAACAGUCAAGACAUAACUUCUUUCUUUCAUGGUUUUUCACACAUUGCUGGUAUCGAACAUCAUUUUCUCAUUUCUAAAUGUGCUCUGUGCAGCUAUCCAAAAGGACGGUCGUGCAAAAUAGCCUAAACAAGUUGCACCAUCUCCCUUUCAAUGGCAGUCUGCUUCGACCCAGUUUAAAAGCUGUUUGGAUUGAAGCAUGGAAAGAUCGACCAGUCCAUGGUCACGCUGCAUAGCUGGGAUUUGAGCCCAGUACCUCCUGGCUCCCAGCCCGUAGCCUUUACCACUGGGCUACAAUGCAGAAUAGUAAUAAUGUGUAAGAUACAGUUUUGUUGUUUUUUUAAUGAAAAAAAAUAAUCUGGCAGAGCUGUAAACAGCGCUCUGCUUCUACUUUUCCUUUUUUGACGUUCUUCAGUGUCAGUAUACAAUCAGGGAUACCACAGAAUAUCUCCCAGUUCUGUUGGCAACGGUAUACUUUUCAUUGAGAGGUCUCCCUUUAUUCACAUCAAGCCCUGGGCUGUUUCUGUGAAAAUCGGAAAGCAGGCCAAAUAUUGUUAAUCACGACACUUGUUAGAAAUUGUAUUUAUUUUUGUUAUUAUUAUUUUUUGUGUAAUUUGCUUUACAUCUACGUGGCUAAAAUGAGUAUAAUGUAGGCAAUAGGCUUUUUCAGUUAGUUGUAUAAUUGUGAAAUAAUAUUGCUGUGAUAGACAUGCCUGUCUCCUGCUAGAUUUCUGAGGCACAGUUCCCAUGAGGAUUUGCAGUCCUCAUUUUAGAUUAGUUAGCGUCGCCACUGCUGCUGAUGGAACCCAAAACUUUAGAAUUCAGAGGUAUCUAUGGUAACCAUCACAGCUGUAUUUCCAUGAGCUUCAGUGUGGCACAUUUGUUCAAUUGAGUGUUCACAUAGAUACGGAACAACACUAAGGCAUUACUGGGUGCUUUAAAUAACUGAGCGUCUCGGAGGAAAUAUUUUUUGUGCUCACUCAGAUCACCACUGAAAUCUACUCUGAGCUGCUCAGGAGGAGUGGAACUGAGCAUGCUGUUAAGUGGGUUCUUUCAUUGAGCUGCUCUGAGGGCCUCACUUACUCAGCGCACCCACGAUGUACAGUUAUAGCCAGUAGUGACUGUGGAACUAUGUGUAGAGCAUGUGAAUAUAUAAUUUUUUUAAACAUUUCUUAUUAUUAAAAUAAUCCUGAACCAAAAGAAUAAGAAAUGUACAAUGUGCUAAAGAAAUUUGAAGAAAAUAUGUAUGCAUAUAUUAGCAUAACAUAAAAGUAUGCAUAUAUUCAGAGACCACACAAUGUAAAACAUGAUGUCCCAUACACAGGCAAAAACAGUAAUAAUAAAAAACAUAUAUAAAUACUAAGAGCAGAGUAGUCGGAACCAUAAUGGUAAGGUGCUGUAGGUUGUUUAUGUGUGGUAGGUUUCCGUGAAUGUGUGGCCAAUUGAUUUCAAAGUAAAAUGAAUGUGAUUUUGUUUGUUCAGUUUGGCUAUUUCAGCUAACUGCAUUGCUUUACAACGCAUUUGUGAGAUUAUAAAUGAAGCAGGUGGUUUCUUAUUUCAUUGACCUUGUUAAAUAGGGGAGUGACUGUCUUCAGUUAUUACACCUGAGACACACACACCUGAUUCAUCUCAAGUACUCUCAGGUUAGCGGAGUGCUGACCUAGGCAGUGAAUAUAUCUGAGCCAGGGUUUUUAAUCCAUGACCUUUUGCACUGUGGGCUUUUUCUCCAACCGUUACAGCAGGCACACACCCUGUGCUUUCUAUAUUCAUUAAUUUCACUAACCCUUGUACAGUAAUACCAAUCUAUAUGUUUUGUCUUUUUUCAGACAUUUUUGAGGUAAAAAUCUAGUUUUAUAUAACUGAUAUUAUAUCAAUGAAAACUCGAUAAUACAAAAAUGAUGGUGUACAACUCAACACUGUAGGGUUAAAAUGCUGAACUUUAUUCUACAUGAAAAAUAUAUUACUUUUUGUAAAUUGUGGAAACUUUAAGACCCUCACAGUGACACAUAUCAAAGCGAGUGAUCUUAGUUUUACUAACUGUUACAGAUUAAAUAUGCUUGCAGUAUUAACUACAGUUACAAAUACAACAACAAAGGCAGCAAAGCAGGUUAAACUAUUUUAUAGCAAUUGAUACAUUUGUAAUACUUUUUGUAUGUAAUGAGAUUUUGUUUUUAAAGUGUUCCAAUGUGUUACUAUGUAAGAUUUGAAGCCAUCAUACAUUUCUUAAAAAAAGAGAGGGGGGGGGGGGGGGGGGGGGAGAAGUUCUCAUCCUGACAUAUUAAAUACGAGGGUUGUAGGCUAGGUGAGACACUAUAUUUCAGACACAUUAGUCCAGGAUUUGUAUAUUAAUCAUAAAUGCUGACAAUGACCACAGAUAGAGGUUGCUAAGCAGCACUUUUGUAGUUGGCACAGUAGAAAAGGAACCCGCUGUCCAUGAAAGUUUACUUUGCCUGAAGCAAAUUGGUGCAUCACUUUGUUUUGGAAUGACAUUGUAUUAAUUCCUGGUGAAGCAUAAUGUUUCUAUGUGUGUGUGUGUGUGUGUGAUUAUUAUAACUGACGUACUCAAGCCUCAGACAGGGUCCAGAGGAUAUGUGGUAUUUCUUGAAACUGGUGGUGGUUGUCCAGUAUUUCAGUAAUUUGCAAUUUUAUUAGGAAUUUAGUCAUUGUCACCUGUCAACAAAACACUAGUGUACAGGUUGGCUACCUCAAUUAUUGUCUCUACUUCCAUUUCUAGUGUACAUGUACCUUGUGUGUGUGCAGGAUGAGAACUUUCACAUUAUCAUGUGUCAUUGUUGAUGUUUUUCUAAUCGUAAAUGUAUGCAAAACCAGAUCUUCCUUUACAUUUCAGAUACAGUGCAUACUGUAUGCUGUUGCUGGAAAAGACAAUCUUGGAGAUUUUACAUGUGAAAACGGUUUCAUUUUUGUAUAGGAUUUUCAAAUUUGCGUUACACUGAGUAUAUGUAAAUGUGUGAGUCAUACGUGUGGGUAUCUAAAACAGAAAAUGACAAGAAAACAUUUGUGUUUCAAAAACUGUAUUUGAACAAUUGUAAUGUAAUGUUUCAAAUGACAAAACAAUAAAAACAUAAUGUUUUCAGUA
This is a messenger RNA of Acipenser ruthenus (sterlet), 5312 nucleotides long. RefSeq names its product lysosome membrane protein 2-like. The coding region runs from base 576 to 2096 and encodes 506 amino acids. The record is from RefSeq and is a predicted model, not a curated record. Gene Ontology annotation, biological process: protein targeting to lysosome; receptor-mediated endocytosis. The transcript has 12 exons. Gene Ontology annotation, cellular component: membrane; cytoplasm; lysosome. Lineage: Eukaryota; Metazoa; Chordata; Actinopteri; Acipenseriformes; Acipenseridae. Gene Ontology annotation, molecular function: scavenger receptor activity.